AAAAUUGACUUAUGUACAGUAUUUAAUUGCAAUAAGACGGGUGGGAGAAGAGGAUCUAUAGGCUGGGAACGGAUAUUUUCUUCCUGGCUCCGCGAGGCUAACGUGUAACUUGCGUCCGCAAUGCGUUCAUCGAAUGUUGGGAAUGGUGCGAGUAGCUUCAAAUGUAUGGGAUCGACAUAAGCUGGGCUGCUUUUAAAAUUAUAGAACAGAUGGCUCAAAAAAAUAUAGAAAUCAAACGUGCUAGCUAUUUCGCAGCGAACGUUUCGAUUUCAGAAGACAACGAGUUGUUGUUGCUGAUGAUAAACAUCGUAAAAAAGGAUUUGUUGAAUUCUGACCUGUCAGUGUUUAGUUUAGCCGUUAAUUGUUUGUCGAACCUGUGCCCGGAGAGCAUGGCUAGAGUGGUUUUUCCAGACUUGCAGACGUUGUUGACGUCGUCACGCGCCUACGUCCGAAAACGAACGGUCUUGGCUCUUUGCAAGGUCUUCAAAAUUCAGGACAUACUUGCGUUCAAUUUUAGCUGUCUGAAGGAAAGGCUAGAGGAUAGCGACCAAACGGUUGUCUCAGCUGCACUUGGCACUGUCUGCGAGUUGGCAUCUAAAAAUCCGAAGGAUUACGUGAUUUUGGCGCCUGUUCUGUUCAAAAUAUUAUCGAGUUCGAAGCAGUAUUGGAACCUCAUCAAAGUGGUGAUGAUAUUUACCUAUAUUAUGCCCUGCGAGCCGAGGCUAGCAAAAAAGCUGGCCCCGACGUUGUCUGGCAUUUUAGAAAGCACUCCUUCCUCGACUCUCGCGUUCGAAUGCAUAAAGUGCUGCAUUUCCAAUUUGUCUCAUAUCGAUUUUGUUGUGAAUCAAUGUAUCAACAAGUUGGAUACCAUGUGCACUUCGGAAGAUGUCAACUUCAAGUACUUGAUGCUAGUUGCGCUGACAGGGUUUGUCCGAACCAAACCGAGUGCGCUUUCGCAUUUUUCCGGCGUUCUCUUUGAGUUGCUAGACCACUGCGACUACGUCAUAUCUACGAGGGCGCUCAACAUCAUCGUCCACAUGGCAGACGAAGAAACGUUGACGGACAUCGUCAAAAAGCUGCUCGAGUACUACCACAGGGCCGAACCAGCGAAAAAGAGACCCAUGGUCUUGAAAAUAGUCUUUGUCUGCAGUCAGCGCAACUAUGCCUUGCUCAAAGACUUUGAAUGGUAUUUUGACGUGUUGUUUGAGCUGGCCUUGUCGGAUGACCUGAACCAGCUAGUUUUGAUCAGAGACCAGCUGCUGGACAUCACUAUGCGCGUGGAGAGUCUGAGGCCUUAUGCAGUUAAGAAGUGCGUAGCCUUUUUGAACAGGCCAAUAUCGAUCGAUGAGUACAAAAGGGACUUUGGAGAAAUUUUGGGUGUAUUGACGUGGAUCAUUGGAGAAUAUGUCGCUCUAUUUAAAAAUCCAGAGAUUUUGUUAAAUUUCUUGCUGCAGUCUUAUGUCUACCAUCUGUCUGAACACAUCCAAGCUAUUUACGUCCAAACGGCUUUCAAAAUCUUCGCACAGCUCACAUCCGUCGAGGGCGAUCAUUCGAGUGCUCUCCUUCAGAUAGAGCAAUUUUUGCGACCCCUACUUCAGACUCCUCACUUUGAACUCCAAGAAAGGUCCUGUUUCCUCAGCAAUGUCAUAUCCCUCUAUAGAGAAGAUGGCGGCGACUUUUCCCAGCUGUUCAGUCCACCGUUGAGGCCCGUCUCUUCUAUUGCCCAAAGCCAGGUUCCCGUGCCCGAGGGGCUGAAUCUCGACGCGUCUGAUGAAGACAACUCCGCUCUUUUGUCGGACAUCAAAGAAACACUAAACGACUACGCGCGCGAACAGUUGAACCGAGACGGCCGAUUCUCCGCGUUCUAUCUACAAUCGAGCACCGACGGGCAGCAUAUCGCCCCUUCAAAGAGCGACCGCACCACCGGCAGUGACGACGCUGGCGCCUUUUCCGACCCCAUCUUGAUCACUUCUGACGAUUGCUCCUCCUCGGGACCUGACACCGAUGCGGUUAUUCGAAACAUAGAUCUGGAGCAAUUGAAACAAAAAAGGAAGGCGUACAUGCUUUCGAAAGCGAACAAUCCAGAAUACAUUCAGAGCGAAUCGUCGCCGCCCAUCGAACCUAUUUCGGCCGAAGCGCUCGGUAUCAAACCGGGAGAAAGGGCGUUCUCCGAGUUUUCUGAGGCCCUCUCUUUCGAUCUGGAAGCUACACAAAUCGGCCAAAUGCCAAAAAUACGCGAAGACGUCAUCUCCAAGAGCGCCGAGCACCCAAUCCUUCAAGACGAUAUGCCAGCGGGUGCCGUGAUAGACAGCACUGGACCCUCCGCAACGGGCGUCUUCUCGUCUCUUGAAUUCUCAUCUAGCACAUCACCCGUCUCCAGACCGCGAACAUCGACCAAGGAAAAGAGCCGGAAGCGUCGCGGCAAAAACGACCUUGACAAAUAAGAGACCAGUCGCGAGUCCCUCUUUUUCAGUCCGAACCUUCCGUCGCACGCAAAACGCCCACUCUGAGCAACCACUUUGACACCUCUGUCCGUUCUCGUCUGCCCCAUAUGCCUCCACGUCCAAAAAAGGUCACCGCGCAAAACCUCUUCGUCGCGCACGGCAAGACCCGCCGCUCCUCAAGGAAUCGCCCGCGCCACUGCUUCACAUGAGCAACGGCACUUCUCACGCUGGCGAAACUUCGGCAAAACCGCCUAAGCCGUGCCCAAAACGAAGGAUCCAGAGACCUCAAACACAGCGGCCCCGCAAGCCCCCACGUUACCUUGCGUGCUCUCAAAUACGCCCCACUCCGGUCCAUCUGGCUCGCCGCGCGAAACGGGUCGCACCGAGUCAAACGCGUACGGAGUGUGAAUUGACGAAUACAAGAAAAAAAAACUUUGACAACUUCAGUUUUCGAUGACGAGAGCAUGAAUGACGAGAGCACUCGUCCGACCUCCCUCGCGACCAGGUCGUGCCGAGCGACCCAGAGUUUUAAUUUGAUUCGGAUUCUCGGAGUGGGCGCUUUUGGCGAGGUCUGGCUUGCAUCUACUGGCAUUCGAAAAGGGAGCCCGGUAACUCCGUCAGAGAAGUUUGUUGCUAUAAAACGUAUCAGAAUCGAGCAGUUCGAGAAGUAUUUAGAGGUUGAAAUUCUGAAACAGAUCGAUCACCCGAAUUGCAUUCAUUGUACGCAAAAGUGCUAUGACAUGUAUGCACAAAAUUUAUAGCUCUAACUUGCGCAUACCAGUAAUAGGGACAUUUUAUAGUUACAAUUUCAGAGGAUUGGGCUAUUUGGUAGGUAAGCGAGCACCUUUUUGUAGAUGCCAGAACAUCGCAAAUUGAUUUCUUUUCUCGAAGAACAUUGUGUUUGAAUAUGCAGGUGCAGACUUGAGCUCUUUGAUUCAGGAGACCAGACGGAACACUCUUCCAGCUGGACGCAUCGCGAACAUCUUCAAGCAGGUAUUCGAGGCCCUUCGAUACCUUCACGAGAGGCGCAUUGUGCAUCGCGAUUUGAAGCCGUCGAACAUCAUGGUAGGCGAAGGGGAUCGCGUGAAGAUCAUCGAUUUUGGUCAUGCGAAGCGUAUUCCCGAAGUGCCAGGGAGUGAUUUUUUCUCGACUUGUUAGUACGUUUAUGCAGAAGGGAAAUCGCUCGCGAAAUGUUCUAACAGCCUGGCAAAAGCUGCGUCAGCAGGAAUUACAGAGCGCCCGAGUUGAUUUUCGGAAAUCCCAAAUAUGGGGUGGAAAUAGACAUAUGGAGUGUUGGAUGCGUAUUGGCGGAAACCAUACUGGGGAACGUUUUGUUCCCUGGGGAAAACAACGAAGAUCAGAUGUUUCGGAUUUUGUCCGUUCUGGGAGAGCCAACGAGGGAGGACCUCGAAGCACUUAUUCCAGGCGGUCCGCCACCGGAGACAGAAUCUUCGACCGUCAUCAAGGGGAUUUCGUUCGAGAAGGUGUUGCCAGAAUCACACAGAGCGUUUGCCGAUUUGCUGUCAAAU
Schistocerca gregaria is the source of this 3973-nucleotide messenger RNA. RefSeq names its product AP-3 complex subunit delta-like. The record is from RefSeq and is a predicted model, not a curated record. The transcript is spliced from 3 exons. NCBI's taxonomy places the organism in Eukaryota, Metazoa, Arthropoda, Insecta, Orthoptera, Acrididae. Gene Ontology annotation, biological process: protein targeting to vacuole; Golgi to vacuole transport. Gene Ontology annotation, cellular component: membrane coat; AP-3 adaptor complex; endosome membrane. The coding region runs from base 162 to 2444 and encodes 760 amino acids.